Molecule: messenger RNA, 1245 nt
Organism: Lecanosticta acicola
Lineage: Eukaryota; Fungi; Ascomycota; Dothideomycetes; Mycosphaerellales; Mycosphaerellaceae
Source: the annotation of a GenBank genome assembly
AUGUCGAUAUCGCCAUCAACUCGAACCCAUAUCCUCAAUCUCAAACACCUCCUGCGACUACCUGCUUCUAUUCGUGGAUUUGCGACUUCUCCCCAUUUGGAAACUUACAAGAUCGCGGCGGAUCUGCAGGCGGAAAACGAAGGAUUGGCAAGGAAGACUUCGGGCCAAGGAGAGCGAAAGAUGUCUGGAUCGAAUCUGGAUUAUUCGGGGCAGAAGAAACGGGCGCCGGCAAUUCCUCGACCCAGUUCGAGUGUGAUCUUGAUUUCGCCUCAGAAUCAGAUCCUCCUGCUACAGAGAGUAAAACAAUCUUCCUCUUUCCCCUCAGCACACGUCUUCCCGGGCGGCAACGUCUCUGAGUUCCACGACGGCAGAGCUCCCGACCCGGAACACGCGGACCGCCACGUCGAUGGCGAGGUGUACCGCAACGCAGCAAUCCGGGAGACAUUCGAGGAAUCCGGAAUUUUGCUCGCGAGGAACAACGGCUUCGGGAGACUCAUCGAACUGCCUGAGCAGGAACGAGAGCAAGGCCGGAGACAAGUGCACGGGAAUGAGGUUUCCUUCCCGCAGUGGCUGGCGCAGAAGGGCGGGAGGGCGGAUGUAGACGGCCUCACGCCGUUCACGAGAUGGGUCACGCCCACGAAUGUCCCCAAACGUUUCACGACGCAGAUGUAUCUCUAUUUCCUGCCGACGCUCUCUUCGACGCCCAUGUCCGAAGGCUUACAGGCGGAUGGGGAAGAGGAAGUAGAGAUCCCCCUGCCGACCACGGAUGGAGGGAAGGAACACACGACUGCGAGGUUUCUACCCGCGAGCGCGUGGUGUCGGCUUGCGCAGGAGGGCAGGAUCAUCCUGUUUCCGCCGCAGUUCUUCUUGCUACAUCAGAUUGCGCAGCACUUUGACGAUUUGACAUCCCCGACGGAUUAUGGAAGUAUAUCGCGGACGCCGCAGAGUAGGGAGGAAUUGGAGCGGAGGAGGAAGAAAUUGGUGGAGUUUGUGAAGUCUGGAACUCCGCCUUGGACGGAGAAGUGUAUCUCUCCGAGUGUUUUACCCCCCAGGAAUGGGAAGAAGAGGGAGGAUGGGAGGAAUGUGCUUGGGUUGAACAGACCCGGGCCGGAGUUGGAGACGAGUGGUGCGAAGAGGGCGGGAGUCAGUGAGGAGUGCGUGUUGGUGGAUUUCAAAAAAGAAGGGCCGAGAAGAUUGGCCGUGAUAUCGAGGGAGGAGGCGUUGGCUGGAGGAGUCAAGCUGUAA